UCUAGGGGCAAUGCGGUGCGCGAGCUUUCCUUCUGUGUUGAGUACCCCUUCAACGUCGCUAUUGACAGCUUCGUGGGCGUCAACAGCACAGCGUCCGCUGAUGCAGCCUUGCUGUAUGCGCGGUCCCCGGGCGGCGUGCGCGACUCGGUGCACCCCUCCGUAAGCGUCUCACUGAACGGUCUCAGCACGGCGUUGGGAAGAUGCACUCUGCGGCCUCUACCUACCGAACGCUGACAUUGUCGCCGUGGUCGUCUCAAGUAUAAGAGAGGUAUUGAGGGCACCGUAUUCUCAACACUCUUCUUCAGCAUCCGUCUUCGAAGCUCGACUUCCACCUUCGCACUUUCGCACUUCGAUCCACGAGCUUUGAUCGCCAUGUUCGCACCAGCCCUCCUUUCCCUCGCUCUCGCUGCUGGUGCCUUUGCCGUGCCCGCCGCCUUGUCUACCCGCCAGAGCCCUUGCGAUGGUCUGGGCCCGGGAUCGAGCGACUCGCUCGCAUAUGAAUUCAUCCUCACCGUCGUCGACCCGUCGACCGGAGAUGGUGCUACCGGGCCCUCUCUUGCUCUCUUGCAGGGCCCAGAUUCCAUCUGGUGGCUCCAGGAAACCUUCCAGAGCACCACGGAAGACUUCUCGUCCUGGAAUCUUCAGAAUGGCGCCCUUAUCCCGAACCCGAGCUCCAACGGCGUUGGCUUGGUGGGAAAUGACUUUUCUGUCCCUCCGGCGUCCAUCGUCGAGUUCGCUGUGACGACAAAGGGCGCCGGGAACGGUCAGGCUGGCAAGACGCCGUAUUGCGUUGUGACUGAUUCAGAAGGCUAUGCCACCCUUGCGGUCAACGGCAACACGCAGGGCUUUGCGAUGUGCUACACCCCGGGUGAUGCCGCCUAUGUCCUCGUGUAUGAGCCAUCGGCGGAUAACAACGGUGCCUACGACUUCAGCACAUGUACUUCACAGAAGGUGCAGCUCCUGAAGGCGUAAACCUCUCCGAAGUUAUGACUCUGAGGACACUCGCGGCCAUUUCUACCGGACUUUUAUUACAAUUGGACAUUCGGUUUACUUUACAUGUUUAUACCGGCGUAUGAGGCAUUCUUACGGCUGACUACGCAUGCACCACUCAUUGUAUCUUACACUAAUCAUCACCCGCUUACUCCUUAUAUCGGACCCUUGAGGAGCAUGCGGUGAUGGAAUGUCAUCUUGCACGAAGACGUCGAUCCGUAUCAUGUUGAGCUCGCGCCUGGCAGUCCAAUUGACCCGUCUUCUGGUCUUGUCUGCAUUGAUUUCGUGCUGUUCGUCUUUGCCGUGGUGUGGCGAUGGGGAACAUCAAG
Molecule: messenger RNA, 1319 nt
Organism: Rhodofomes roseus
Lineage: Eukaryota; Fungi; Basidiomycota; Agaricomycetes; Polyporales; Fomitopsidaceae
Exons: 3
Coding region: 373-972 (199 amino acids)
Source: RefSeq, a predicted model, not a curated record